GUUCGGAAGAUGUCGUUGGCGACCUGGUAUAAAAACAGACGAACUGUCGAUUUUGCUUCACUUUUCUGUGGUUUUUCUGCUCGAAGUGAGCUCCAAGUUUGUGGCUUUUCAUUUGCAAUUGCAUUUAUUGCUUCCUCUCCUGAGUUUCAGUGAUUUUUCCGUAUCUUUUUCUCGUAAAAUCCAAGAGAACUCGGCAUUAAAAAUGUCAGCUCGCAAUCCAGCCGAAGAUCAACUCAAUCUCUACAAGAAAUCCUUGAAGGGCGCUGAGUCGACUGUGACCACUAAAUAUGGAGCCCCAAUUGGUGUCAGGAGUGCAACGCAAACAAUUGGACCCAAUGGUCCAGUUCUGCUGCAGGAUAAUCAUUUUCUCGACGAGAUGAGCGCCUUCGAUCGUGAACGUAUCCCAGAACGUGUGGUACAUGCUAAGGGAGCCGGUGCCUUUGGUUACUUCGAGGUGACGCAUUCUGAGAUCCAGAAGUACUGCGCUGCCAAACUCUUUGACACCGUGGGCAAGAAAACACCUGUCGCUGUUCGUUUCUCAACUGUGGGCGGAGAGAGUGGAUCUGCUGAUACUGUACGCGAUCCUCGUGGAUUCCCCAUUAAGUUCUACACUGAAGAUGGAAUUUGGGAUUUAGUUGGCAACAAUACGCCAAUUUUCUUCAUUCGUGAUCCAAUUCUUUUCCCCAGUUUUAUUCAUACGCAGAAGAGGAAUCCACAGACCCAUCUGAAAGAUCCUGACAUGUUCUGGGACUUUAUUACACUGAGACCGGAAACUACUCAUCAGACGUGUUUCCUAUUCUCGGAUAGAGGAAUUCCCGAUGGUUAUCGUCACAUGAAUGGCUACGGAUCGCACACGUUCAAGACAAUCAAUGCCAAGGGUGAAGCUUUUUGGGUGAAAUUCCACUACAAAACUGAUCAGGGAAUUAAGAAUUUGACACCUGAACGAGCUCUUGAGCUAUCAGGAUCAGAUCCUGAUUAUUCCAUCAGGGAUCUGUACAAUGCUAUUGCCAAGGGCAACUUCCCCAGUUGGACAUUCCAUAUCCAAGUGAUGACCAUGGAACAGGCUGAAAAGUUCAAGUACAAUCCAUUUGACUUGACGAAAAUCUGGCCACAGUCUGAGUAUCCGUUGAUCAAGGUGGGAAAACUUGUGCUGGAUCGCAAUCCCAAGAACUACUUUGCUGAAGUUGAACAAAUUGCCUUCAGUCCGUCACACUUUGUGCCUGGCAUUGAGGCAUCUCCUGAUAAGAUGCUGCAGGGAAGACUCUUCGCCUAUGCUGACACUCAUCGUCAUCGCAUUGGUGCCAAUCACCUUCAGCUGCCGGUCAACUGUCCCUACCGCGUCACUCCCAAGCACUAUCAGCGUGAUGGCCCAAUGAACUUCACAGACAACCUAAAUGGUGCUCCAAACUACUACCCCAAUUCUUUCGGUGGACCCGAAGUCUCCCAACGUGCCCUCAAGCUUGAUCCUCCCUACAAGGUCAGCGGGGAUGUGGCUCGAUACGAUUCCGGAGAGACCGAGGACAACUUCUCUCAGGUCACGGACUUCUACCGUCGCGUUCUCGAUCCUGCCCAUCGUGAACGUCUGGCCCAGAAUAUUGCUGGCCAUCUGAAGGAUGCCAGUCCCUUCAUCCAGGAGCGUGCCGUCAAGAAUUUCUCCCAGGUCGAUGCUGCUCUUGGUGAGAAACUCACUGAGCUCCUCAAGAUGUACGAACGCAAGAAGUGCGCCAAUCUCUAAGAGAGAAAAACCAGCAACUUACAAUUGGGUUUCGGUGUUUGCGUUUUUUUUAUCUAUCCCUCUUAUCAACAUUUAUAUUGCAUGAUUUGGGGACUUUGUCUAAUUGUAUGAUUACUUUUUUUUGUAAAACUUUCAGAAAUUCAAUAAAAUUGAACCAUUCCACAAAGUAAGAAAAAAA
This is a messenger RNA of Phlebotomus papatasi, 1913 nucleotides long. Its product is annotated as catalase. The transcript is spliced from 3 exons. Gene Ontology annotation, molecular function: catalase activity; heme binding. The record is from RefSeq and is a predicted model, not a curated record. Lineage: Eukaryota; Metazoa; Arthropoda; Insecta; Diptera; Psychodidae. Gene Ontology annotation, biological process: response to hydrogen peroxide; hydrogen peroxide catabolic process. Gene Ontology annotation, cellular component: cytoplasm; peroxisome; mitochondrion. Bases 203 to 1735 code for a protein of 510 amino acids.